Lachancea meyersii CBS 8951 is the source of this 1173-nucleotide messenger RNA. Lineage: Eukaryota; Fungi; Ascomycota; Saccharomycetes; Saccharomycetales; Saccharomycetaceae. The record is from the annotation of a GenBank genome assembly.
AUGCUGCCCAGACCGUCGAUCGCCACCAAGCGAUUUUUUUCGAGCGCGGAAACCCUAUUCAAGAGAAGUCCCACUGGUGUGGUCUUCAUGAAUAUGGGUGGCCCUUCAACCGUGCCAGAAACCAGAGAUUUCUUAUACCAGCUGUUUUCUGACAAUGACCUGAUCCCCAUCAGCAAGAAGUACCAGCCAACAAUAGCUAAAUACAUCGCGAAAUUUAGAACGCCCAAGAUUGAAAAGCAGUACGAGCAAAUUGGAGGUUCCCCUAUCCGCAAGUGGUCUGAAUACCAAGCCAAGCGUGUGUGUGAGCUUUUGGACGAAUCAUGUCCAGAUUCGGCGCCCCACAAACCAUACGUAGCGUUUCGCUACGCCAGACCCUUGACUGGAGAAACGUACGAGCAAAUGCUUAAGGAUGGUGUUCGGAAAGCAGUGGCCUUUUCUCAGUAUCCGCAAUUUUCUUAUUCUACCACUGGUUCUUCGAUCAACGAGCUUUGGAGACAGAUCAAGAAACUCGACCCCCAGAGAACCAUUUCCUGGUCCGUUAUCGACCGGUGGCCCACGCAUAAAGGCCUCGUCAAAGCAUUUGCUAUGAACAUUCAAAAAAGACUACAGGAAUUCCCGGAAGACGUCAGAAAGGACGUCGUACUGCUGUUUUCUGCUCAUUCUUUGCCAAUGGACGUCGUCAACACUGGGGAUGCUUACCCAGCCGAGGUUGGCGCCACUGUCUACAGCGUAAUGCAAGAGCUGAAGUUCUGUAACCCUUACAGACUAGUUUGGCAAUCACAAGUGGGCCCCAAACCAUGGCUAGGGGCGCAAACUGCAGACGUCACAGAAUGGCUAGCACCUUCUCAAAAAGGCUUGGUCAUCAUUCCUAUUGCUUUUACCUCGGACCACAUUGAGACUCUAUUCGAAUUAGAUCUGGAAGUCAUCGGUGAGUCCGAGCAUAAGGACAAGAUCAAACGUUGUGAGUCGCUCAACGGCAACGAAACUUUUAUCGAAGGGCUUGCAGAUUUGGUCAAGGACCAUUUGGAAAAAGGGGAGCUUUACUCAAAACAAUUGCCAUUGGAUUUUGCGCUUGGUAAGUCGAACGACACUUUCGAGGACCCAUCGCAAGUGUUCGGUGAGCACUCUAAAGAAGACUCUUUGACUUCCACUGCCAAAAAUAUGAAACAUUAA